Paramecium tetraurelia is the source of this 1218-nucleotide messenger RNA. RefSeq lists its product as uncharacterized. Gene Ontology annotation, cellular component: spindle pole centrosome; chromosome passenger complex; spindle midzone. The transcript has 5 exons. Gene Ontology annotation, biological process: regulation of cytokinesis; mitotic spindle organization; protein phosphorylation. Lineage: Eukaryota; Ciliophora; Oligohymenophorea; Peniculida; Parameciidae. Gene Ontology annotation, molecular function: ATP binding; protein kinase activity. The record is from RefSeq and is a predicted model, not a curated record.
AUGAACAAAUUCGUUAUUAAGAAAAAAGAAGAUAUGAAUUUAAAGGUGUUUCAAUAAAUAAAUGAUCAUGUUCCUAAUUAGUAAAAGAAUGAUUUGUAUAUUUUUAAGUUAUUCAAAAGGUUGUUUUAAAUUGACCCUUAGGCUUGUUAAAGAGGCAAUAACAAUCAGAAAAGUGAAAAGGACUUUCAGAUUAUUGAAUAAUGUCUAGGUUCUGGUGCUUACGGCUCUGUUCAACUAGUGAGAGAUGUUAACAGCCGAAUUUAUUACGCUCGAAAGACGAUUAGUAAAUCAAAAUUAAAAGCCCAGGAAUCAAUAGACAACUUGAAAAGAGAAAUAUUAAUAUAAAAGAAACUAAGUCAUCCAAACAUUCUUAAAUUAUGCUUCUGUUAUGAAGACUCGUCUAAUGUAUUUUUAAUCUUAGAGUACGCAGAACUGGGUUCACUUUUUUCAUUGAUUAAACGAAAAUAACGACUAUAGGAGAAAGAAGCAUAUGUAUUCUUUUCUCAAAUAUUAUCCGGCUUAGAAUAUAUGCAUAAGAUGUAGAUUGUACACAGAGAUUUAAAACCUGAAAACUUACUAAUAACCAAAUCAGGAGACUUAAAAAUAGGAGAUUUUGGUUGGGCUACCUAAAUGCCGAAUUAUCAUAAAGCCUUUUGUGGUACAACAGAAUAUAUGUCACCUGAGAUGAUAUAAUCUUAGACAACUGAUUAUAAAACAGAUAUAUGGAGUCUAGGGGUGCUGUUGUAUGAAAUGGUCUAAGGGAAACCACCUUUUUAAGGCAUGACAUUUAUGGAAAAGAGUUAAAAAAUAUUAUCUAGAAGACAAGUGGAAUUUGAGUUCGAUGUUUCUGAUGAAUGCAAGUCUUUAAUCAACAGUCUACUCUAACAUACUAUUCAUUGUAGACCUUCAAUUGAUAAAAUCUAAAAUCAUUAAUGGAUGCUGUCCUAAGGAUAAGAUAGAAAAGGAUCAAUACGAAGUUCUUCAAUGAUUUCCAUAAAAUCAACUCAUUACACAUCUGAAGUACUUGAAAGCCAAUCCAAAAUUAACAAUCUUUAAUUUGGUUAAAAAUCAUCAAUUCAAGAAUGGGAAGCAAUGAAAUUUAGAAGCUUAUAAUUUUAGUUUCAACGCCAGUAAGACCAAUAGCCCCAGUAAAAUAAUUACUAAAACAAAGGAUUUUUAACCAAAGCUUUAAUUGCUUUAGGAUGUAUCAAUCGCUGA